AUGACAUCUUCGUCAUCUUCAUCUCGAGAGUAUCGUCGGGCUGUAGAGGAGGAGAGGCAACAAGAGUUGGCGCGGAUGGGGCAGCAGGCUGGCAACGUUCAGAAAAGGAAAUCCGCCGAUAAGUUGACUCCUAGUGAGCUGGAGAAGCGUAGAGUAGAGCGGAAGCACAAGGCUGAGAAGGCGUACAUGUUCACUCGUCUCACUGAGCAGUUCGCCUCCAAAACCCGACCAUCUCCAAUCGCCUUGCACUGGUCUAGGGGUAUAUCCCAACCGACAGUAGCAGCGAUAGAGGCCUCACAGGGCUCUCUGAUAGAUCAAUGGGCGGUGGAGGGGAACACACCCGAGCAGUCCCUUAAAGAUUUCGUAUUCUCGGGGCUUGCCAAGAGGCAAAUAGAAAGCCUGUGCCCGAAGGAGUUCUCCCCGCAAAAACAAUACUUUAACGAGUACUUGCCAGAAGGCAGCAAAUUAGCACUGAAGGCAUUGGCCAAGGAGGUGGUGUCAGAAGGGCUGGCCGAUCCACGAUAUGCUGAGACGAUAGAAGAGUCUCUACUGGAGGCGAUCAACGAAGGGAAAAGAAGAAGGAAGGCAUCUGGUCACGAACUAGAGGUGGAGAUCUUGGACAUCCCCAAGGUGCAUAUACAGCGCGUGAAUCUCGUGGUGGGAGGCUCUAGACGACUCAACAAGGACUUCUUCAAAGGGAAGAUGCUGGUCAAUCCUGUGUUGAUGCCGCAGCUCUACGUAGUCCUGUCGGAGGAUCAGCUUGAGCGGAGUGGUGGGCAAUUCUCGCCCUUCAUGGACAUCUUCAAUACUACAGUCGGCUCGGGCGCGGCCGUGAUCGUCGAUGCUCGGAUGGAAUGCCAACAGCGCUACUCUGCUCGUAUAGUGGGGGCUGAGGAGACGGAGAGCUCAGGCGUGGAAACCGCUGUACACGAGUUGAGAAUGGAAAUGACUUUGCAUCCGAUACCGGGCAGUGGUGCAUAUCCGGUGGACGGCCGCUUCAGUGGAGGGCAUUGGCAGGUUACUGACUUCAACCGGGUUCUGAAUGGCAACUUCCCCAUCCCUCUACCGCUCUUCAAUCGAGAGUCCUUCGACAGCGGCACGUACAAGACCCCGAGUGCUAGCGGUGGGAGUCGACAACAGAGCGCCACUAAGAUUGCUGAUUGGCCUACACAUGAUGAGGGUAGCAACAGCAACAAACGAUGA
Perkinsus marinus ATCC 50983 is the source of this 1203-nucleotide messenger RNA. RefSeq lists its product as hypothetical. The transcript has 13 exons. Lineage: Eukaryota; Perkinsozoa; Perkinsida; Perkinsidae. Bases 1 to 1203 code for a protein of 400 amino acids. The record is from RefSeq and is a predicted model, not a curated record.